ACGACGAGAGUGACUCUAACGUUACACCACAACAACCAGCAGCUCGAGCAGCGUGCAUAGCUGCCAGCGUAUCACAAAUCGAUGUCGUCGGAGGCUUGUAGUCAAUCAUGAAGUCCCUCCGGUAGUACAAGCAGGCGUCAAAGAUCCAUCAACAAGAUGGGCAUCCAAGGCCUGUUACCUCUGCUGAAAAGCAUCCACAAGCCGACUCAUCUCCGCAACUUCGCCGGCCAAACGCUCGGCGUGGAUGCGUACGGAUGGCUGCAUCGCGGCACGGUAUCAUGCGCCAUUGAGCUUGCUCAGCAGAAACCUACUCGGAAGCACAUCGAUUUUGCUCUGAAUCGCGUGCGUAUGCUCCUCCAUUUCGGCGUGCGGCCCUACCUGGUCUUCGAUGGCGCCUAUCUACCCAGCAAAGAACACACCGAAAACGAGCGUGCGGCCAGACGAAAGGAGAGCAAGAAGCUUGGUCUGGAGUUGCUUGCCAUGGGCAGAGCCCCCCAGGCGUAUCUGGAGCUUCAGAAAGCCAUUGAUGUCACUCCCAGUAUGGCUCGGGAACUGAUCGAAGAGCUCAAGCGCAUGGACGUGCCAUAUGUCGUUGCUCCUUACGAGGCCGACUCGCAGCUGGCCUACCUGGAGAAGCAUGGCCACAUCUCGGGAGUUGUCAGCGAGGAUUCGGAUUUGCUGGUGUUUGGGGUCAGGUGCCUGCUCACGAAACUUGACCAGUAUGGGGAGUGCGUUAUGGUGAGGCGUGACGACUUCACGGCUUGUCGAGAGAUCAGCCUUGUGGGAUGGACGGAUAAGGAGUUUCGAACGAUGACUAUGCUAAGUGGCUGCGACUAUCUGCCAGGCAUUGAUAAGAUGGGAUUGAAGACGGCCUACCGACUGGUUCGCAAGCACAAAGCGGUUGAGCGAAUCGUCCGCGCUGUGCAAUUCGACGGAAAGAUGAAAAUCCCACCUGGAUACCUCGAAGCAUUCAGCAACGCCGAGCGAACCUUUCUGUACCAAUGGGUGUUCUGUCCGGAAGCACGAUGUCUGGUCAACUUGACGAAGCUGCCAAGCGAGCUCAGCAGCGACGAUAUGGGUUUCCUCGGGCAGAGCUGCGAGCCUCAUGUCGCCGAGGGCGUGGCAGUCGGCGACCUGGACCCAAACAGCAAGGAGAAAUUGGUCUUCAACCACAUUCCACGCGAUCAUCCAACAUCUCGAACGACAAGAAUGGUGCAGACCCCAGACGAGAAGCACGGGAAGCCCAUCUCCGAGUUCUUCAAACCGAAGCGCACUCCAUUGGCGGAACUGGAUCCAAACUCCUUUACGCCUUCGCCGAGCCAACAAACGCUGUUGCAAAGCCAACAGGGCCUUUCAUGGUCCGCUUCUCAAGUCCAGCCAGCACGACAGCCAGCAACACAGCGCACGUUCACCGCUCCUCAGCCCAAUCGACGGGCUGUGGGGGACCCCGGAAGAGAACCACCCAAGAGACAGCGAUUGUGCUCUGACAGCGGGCUCUCCGCUGCCAUGGGCGGGCUUGCAAACAAAUCAAGUGCCACAAGCCGCUUCUUCACACGUCCUGGCCCUGAUCCCAGCCCCAGCCUGCGGAAGCCAUCUGCGCAGAGCAGGAAAGCGGACAACUUCGACUUGUGGUCUGACGAUCCUGCUGCGGAAGCCGUGGCGGAGAUGAUGUCUACUCAGGAGGCGGAAGCUACAGAGGCAACACCCUCACCGAAGAAACGAAAGAAAAUUCCGGUCUUUUCCGACGCGCUGGCGGAGGGUCAGGAUUCUACCACAACGACUACUACAGGAAAGCAGAACGAAGCGUCGAUUACCCCGCUUGCAGACGUCGCUGCAAAGGCGCCAUCAACCAAGAAUGAGGGCGACAAUGCCCGUCUCGAACAAAGUGUUUUCACCAAAGGCAUCGAUGCCAACUUCGCAAGCUUCAAAGCAAAGUACGGCUUUCACGCAUCCUCGCCAGGAAAGACAACACCCUCACGCACGCACUCUAAGACGCCUCUGCAGACUGUCGAACACAACAUUCCCAGCCUCGCAGGAGCCCUGGAUCAAAACGACAACGACGACACGAAAGCAAUCACCAUUCCGAAUUCUUCCCCACCCCCUCUACCCCGUCAACACCCAACUACUGCCGAGACACACGAUGACAACGACGGCACCUUCAUCACCGAUGCCGAAUGGCGCGAAAUCGAAAAGAGUGAAGUUGAUCCCGCGCCCGCCUCGAGUAUGCUAGCUGUCCAAGGGAGCGAGGAUUUCUUGAUACCCAAUAGUCCCGAGAGCGCGAGGAGCGGCAGCGCAGGCGAAGGCGAAGAUGGGGAAAGAGUGCGACCGCUGCUGAAUCUUGGACGGUUCGCUUUUGCUGGGGGGUAUUGAUUGCUAGGCAGGGCGGAGGUGGAGGAGCAAUGACCACUGCUCAUGAUUGGGACCUGGCGGCAGAGUGGCAUCUUUGCCCGUGCGGGCUGCAUGCAUGUUACGAAUUGUUACGCGAGUU
Messenger RNA from Neohortaea acidophila, 2488 nucleotides. Its product is annotated as PIN domain-like protein. The transcript is spliced from 2 exons. Gene Ontology annotation, molecular function: DNA binding; 5'-flap endonuclease activity; 5'-3' DNA exonuclease activity. The coding region runs from base 157 to 2370 and encodes 737 amino acids. Gene Ontology annotation, biological process: DNA recombination; DNA double-strand break processing; mismatch repair. The record is from RefSeq and is a predicted model, not a curated record. Gene Ontology annotation, cellular component: nucleus. NCBI's taxonomy places the organism in Eukaryota, Fungi, Ascomycota, Dothideomycetes, Mycosphaerellales, Teratosphaeriaceae.